GUGGGUUGUUUUUGCCUUUCCGAAGCUGGUGCUGGUAGUGAUGCUUUUGCACUGAAAACGCGUGCUGAAAAGAAAAACGGUCACUAUGUUAUUAAUGGUUCGAAAAUGUGGAUCACAAAUUCAGCAGAAGCAGAAAUCUUUCUAGUUUUUGCUAAUUUAGAUCCUUCCCAGAAAUAUAAAGGCAUAACGUGCUUUGUUGUAGAAAAGGAUAUGGGUAUUAAAGUUGCAAAGAAGGAAUCAAAGGUCCCUGAAGAAAACUUACUUGGAGAGGAGUUUAAAGGUUACAAGUACGCUAUCGAAAUCUUGAAUGAAGGUCGAAUUGGAAUAGCAGCUCAGAUGAUAGGUCUAGCUCAAGGCGCGCUUGACCACGCGCUACCUUACUUAUUCCAAAGAAAAGCCUUUGGAUCCUUUAUUGGCGAUUUCCAGGCAAAUCAACAUCAAUAUGCGCAAGCUGCUACUGACAUUGAAGCGGCUAGAUUAUUGACAUAUAAUGCUGCUAGAUUAAAACAAGAAGGAAAAGAUUUUAUUAAGGAAGCUGCUAUGGCCAAGCUAUACUCAUCUCAAGUUGCAGAACGGGUUGCGUCAAGAGCGAUUGAAUUAAUGGGAGGUGUAGGGUUUACUAGAGAAUUUCCAG
Molecule: messenger RNA, 634 nt
Organism: Racocetra fulgida
Lineage: Eukaryota; Fungi; Glomeromycota; Glomeromycetes; Diversisporales; Gigasporaceae
Source: the annotation of a GenBank genome assembly